Xenia sp. Carnegie-2017 is the source of this 1939-nucleotide messenger RNA. RefSeq lists its product as uncharacterized. The record is from RefSeq and is a predicted model, not a curated record. The transcript is spliced from 3 exons. Lineage: Eukaryota; Metazoa; Cnidaria; Anthozoa; Malacalcyonacea; Xeniidae. Gene Ontology annotation, cellular component: chloroplast envelope. Bases 496 to 1389 code for a protein of 297 amino acids.
UCAUUGUUUUACAGAUACUGGUGACACCAGGUUUCAUUUUUGACAAUCCCUCAAUUUGAAUAUUAGAAAUGAUCUAGAAAUUUACCUUUUCAAACAAUAAAUUCCUUACACAGCGGGAGGCCGAUGGCGAUAUAAUUGAUCACGCUCAUUUAUAACAAGGAAAUAGGUUAUAUAAUCUCUUCCUAAAAAAAUUUGCUGCUCCUGAGUUCAAAAAUAAGUCUUUUGUUAUUUAUAUUUGCCUAAUAUAUACACACUGACCUAACUAGCAAUAUUAUUUUCCAAGCUAAUGUGUUUAUGAAACGGAUUUUAUCAAACAAAGAACUUUAUUUCCCUGGCAUUUAAUUAUUAUAUAAUGAGAAAUUCCAUGGAUAGCAUUAAAAUUGUUUUAUAAAUACUGCUCUUUCAUACAUCAUCUUUGAACCUGUUUGUAAUCUUGGCAACAAAACUUGUCAGCUAAAUUUAUCACUGGUGUAUUAAUAACGAAGAAAUCUAAGAAUGAGUAAUCAAGAUAGCGUUGGUGUUAGCAUAAAUGAAAAUGUGGAAAAAGAAAAGAGUAGUGAACAAAAAUUAAGUAUCAUUUUGAGAAUAAAAAUAUUCCUACUACGUAAUCUGUUUCCUUUUGGUAUUGUGUUAUCGGUAAUUUUUGGUAUAGCCCUUCCUCAACCGGCAGUUUACUUGAAUGAAAAGAUUCCUCUUGGAACAAUUUGUGUCGUUUGCUUAUUUACAACGAUAGGAUUGCGUUUACGGAUCAGCGAAGCAAAGUCUGCAAUCAAGUCGUACAAAGAAAUUGUGAUUGGAUUGAUUUUAAUCUUAUUUCUUGUACCGUUUUCCGUCGUGAAUAGCUUGAAUAAAAUUCCUUAUUUUUCUGCAUUAAUUGGACAACAAACAAACUCCAGAAAUGCUUCAAACAUGAGCAGUUAUGAAAUGAAGAUUUUGGGACCUGAAGAAUUUCGAAUUGGUUUACAAAUUUAUUUCAUGUCACCAUCAGCCCCUGCAUCAUCACUCAUUUUGGUUACUGCUGCAAAUGCUCAUCGUGGAUUGUGCGCUAUGUUAUCAACUCUUGGUGUAUUUAUAUCAAUCUUUACAAUGUCUUCAACACUUUCAUUGUUUUUACCGACAUUAAAUGCUCAGUUAUCUGUUACUAAUUUAUUAAUCAGAAACGUUUUGCAAAUUCUUAUUCCUUUGGUGGUUGGAAGAUCAGUGCGUUCAAUUCCUGUAGCGCGAAAAAUCAUUAAGUCCUGGAAUGAUGCCUUGAAAUAUGUAGAAAUAACUUGCAUAAUACUUCUCCUUCAUGUCAGAAUCAGUGAGACCAGUAACAGUGGACAUUUUGAAAAAGUUGCACUUCUAAAUGUUUUUUGUGUCUUGUGUUUACAAGUGCUUUUAUUUUGAUUAUUUUGAUAACAACCUAUGCGUCUCUUUUAUCAUUGCCUUUCGUUCCAAAAAAAACAAACAUAACACUGUGUGUUUUGAACUGUCUUCGAGUUGUUGGUAUGUCAGCAUCAAUAGUUGAUUCAUUGCCACCAGAAGUGGGAGAUAAAGGUUUGAUUAUCUUACCGAUGGGUUUUAUUUGCAUAACAGCUCUAUGGUUGUUGAAUGCAUUUGUAUAUUUUGUGAAGAUUGAAGAAAAGGAAAACGAGAAAUUUGAUAAAGAGAUGAAAGAUGAACCAAAUAAAUCAGUCAACAGUUCUGCAUUUACCAUGUAUACUGAUUAUGAGAUUUGAUAUAACUGUUCACAUGUUACGUAAAAUUUAGCCAUUUUUAUAAAAGUAGUUAAAUCAGAAUAUGUUUAUACGGACAAUAUUAAACUCUUGAGCAGACCACAAAACUCGAUUUCUUAUCGCUAACUAGUUAUUCGUAUGUAUUGAAUGUUUUACUGUGUUAUUAUUCUAUAUUUUUUGUCAUUACGAAGGAAAAAUUUAUUCAUCGAAAAAAAAUCAAA